Sphaeroforma arctica JP610 is the source of this 505-nucleotide messenger RNA. RefSeq lists its product as hypothetical. Lineage: Eukaryota; Ichthyosporea; Ichthyophonida. The transcript has 3 exons. The annotation marks the transcript as partial. The record is from RefSeq and is a predicted model, not a curated record.
AUGAUUGACAUCGACCUACAGACGAAGUCAAAGGACUAUGUCCAGUCUCUUGUAGACGGAGGACAGUACCUGGUCUGCUAUUUCAGUGCCGGUACUGCCGAGGAUUGGCGUCCAGACUAUCUCGACAUGCUGGAGUACGCUUCAAAGGAUAGUCUAUAUCCCGGAGAAUCCUGGAUAGACAUCACUCAGUGGGAGGAUUUCAAGCACUUAAUCAAGGCUAGAAUGGAGGAGGCAGUUGAGAAGGGAUAUGAACCCAAAGACAGUUUAAAGCCAUAUCAAAUUGAUUACAUGCGUUGGAUGGCAAAUACCGCCCACGAAUUGGGUCUAGAGAUUGCACAGAAGAACACCGUUGAUUUGAUCCCUGAUCUGAUUGACGUGUCAGCUACGAUUGUUGCGGAAUUCAAGAAGCAGGAUAAGGCUGUGUUCGGAGUGGGGUACAACACUGAUGGCAGUUGCAGUGAUGCAGAGGCUGAAGGAAUCAUGCGAAAAUACAAGCACUCGAAUG